CAAAAUUUUAUUUUAAAUUUUCUGGACAAUUGCAAUCUAAAACAUUUGGGUUUUAAUAAAAGCUGAAAUUUUCGAACUAUAUAUCUUUAAGAAGUUUUUGCAAUUCAAGUCUAAUGUGGCGUUUUCGGCGACGUAAUUAUGCUAGAGCAAAACGGUUGAUCCACAGAUAUACCGAAGAUAAUAUAAAUGAAUGUAAAAAGUUAGUUGUACGAUACCUACCACCCAUGAUGACUGAAACUGAGUUUAGAGAUCACAUAACUCCAUUCCCAGAACAUGAAUACUUUUAUUUUUGCGAACCCGAUUGGUCAUUGGGUCCCGAAGCAACAUCACGUGUGCAUAUCACAUUUAAAAAUUCAAAUGAUAUUGACACAUUUAUUUCUCGUUUCCAUGGACAUGUUUUCGUUGAUUCAAAAGGAACCGAAUAUAAAGCAUUAGUGGAAAGGUCACCUUUUCAAGGGAAUGUCGAAAGUAAAUUCAUUGGUAAAGAUAGUUGGGUAAAUACAAUUGACAAUGAGCCGCACUACCAAGACUUCAUUGCUAGAUUAAAAACAGAAGAGGAACAGAUAAAGCACCAAUCUCAUAACAAAAUAGAGUUUAAUUUUGAACGUAAAAAGAUGAAUAGAUUUCAAAGUACUCCAUUGCUGGAAUAUUUGGCAGAAAUAGAACGAAGUCGACGUGAGUAUCAGAAGAAAUGGCUUGAAGAUAAACGAUUACUACGCGAGGAAGAAAUAAAAUAUUAUAUACAAUUGAGAUUAGCCAACAUUUUUGGCGGUUAUCAGCAACUACAAUUUCUUCAAGAAAUAGAAACAGCUAUUGAGCAAAAUGCUGUUGAAGUUCAACAAAUAAUUGAAAGUCACUUUAGAGAAAACUUUCCAGUGGAUCAGUCGAAGCAACGCUUUGUAGACGCUUUGCGUCAUCAAAAUUCUUCCUCGAGGCGAAAGCGUAAGAAGAGAAAAAAUGAAAUUAAAUUCAGAAUCAUCCUAAAAAAAACUGAAAGUGCUAAAAAAGAGGAACCUAUUACAAAGCAAUCCGAAAAUAGUGAACAAUUGCAAAACACUAAAGUGGAUACAGCACUUCAAGUCCAUGCAGACAACACCAAGAAUACUGCACGUGCCAAUGCCAAUGCAGAUGCCAAAAUUGCAGAACUUAAACCUGUGGCGACGACAGAUGUAGUAGCAAGAAAGACUUGUGGUCCCGAAACUGGUGCAAUCCCAAAACAAAAGACACAACAAAGUAACUCGGCUGGAGAACGUCGUAUAUGCAAAAAAGGCCGUUUUUAUAAGGAAAAGUGUAAUCGUCAAAUUCUGACACGUGAAACUGAUGACGUAAAAGAAAGCACCUUGGAUGUUGUACCAGCAAAAAAAGAAGGACAACCUUUUAGAAAAGUUAAACGUUACUCAGGACAUCGUUAUUGAAUAUGAAAUUUAUAAAUUAGUUAAAAGUAUUUAAGUGAUGUACCAAAGUGUAACUUUAAGUCACAUUAAUAACCAUA
This is a messenger RNA of Teleopsis dalmanni, 1492 nucleotides long. Its product is annotated as regulator of nonsense transcripts 3B-like. The record is from RefSeq and is a predicted model, not a curated record. The coding region runs from base 114 to 1415 and encodes 433 amino acids. Gene Ontology annotation, cellular component: nucleolus; cytoplasm. Gene Ontology annotation, biological process: positive regulation of translation; nuclear-transcribed mRNA catabolic process, nonsense-mediated decay. The transcript is spliced from 3 exons. Lineage: Eukaryota; Metazoa; Arthropoda; Insecta; Diptera; Diopsidae. Gene Ontology annotation, molecular function: mRNA binding.